AUGAUCGAAGCCCUCUGCGAGCACCUGUCUGAAAAGCCCGAUGAAUUCCGCACCCUAGUCACAACCUCCAGUAUCAGACGGGUUGUUCUUGCCAAAGGUUGGUCUAAAAAGUGCACUCGACAGCAAGUGAGGGAGCGAAAUGCCGAUGAUACUACUCCGGGCUAUUCAUGGGCAAUAUUGUCGUAUACUUUGGAAGCUGGCUCUGGAGAUGCUCACCAAAAUUGCUGUUAUAGCGGACUACUAUAA
Molecule: messenger RNA, 246 nt
Organism: Penicillium bovifimosum
Lineage: Eukaryota; Fungi; Ascomycota; Eurotiomycetes; Eurotiales; Aspergillaceae
Exons: 2
Coding region: 1-246 (81 amino acids)
Source: RefSeq, a predicted model, not a curated record